UCCGUGGCGGCGAGGCGAGGCAGAUGCUGUUCUCUCUCCAUAGGGCUGAAUUCCAUGAUGUUGAGAGGAGUCACUCAUGGUGCAAAAAAUACAUUUACUCUUCUGUUGACAAGAUCUCAGUACUGUAACCCAGGAUUGAAUUUUUCAUCAGUAUGGACUGAAGUAGCAAACAGAAGCUUCCCAAUACAUUCCAGUUACACAACUGAUACAAAAUCAAGAGAGGAAAAUAAAAACACCAUUGAUAGUCUCUACAGAUUGUCAGUUGACAUUCAGAAAAUACGCAGACUAAAGGAAUGGGUUCUUCUCCAGGAUGUGGCCUACGUUCAAGAAAUUGCUGGUAUCUUACAAGAAAUGGGAGCAGAUGAGAUCGCUGUAGCCAACAUUUUAGAACGUUGCCCAGAGGCCAUUCUCCAUACCCCUGCAGAGAUAAACUCUCAGAGAGCUCUAUGGCAAUUAGUAUGCCAGAAUGAAAAACAGUUGAUUAAAUUAAUAGAGCAAUUUCCAGAGUCUUUUUUUACUACUGAAUAUCAUGAGAACCAGAAGGCGAAUAUACUGUUUUUUCAAGAGUUGGGACUUAAGAAUAAUAUAAUCACCAGGUUCUUGACAGGCGCUCCCAGUAUUUUCUACAAUACUGUUGAGAAAAACAAAAACGUGAUAGAGACAUUACAAAGAAAUUAUUUAAGUUUAGGAGGUUCUGAUGCAAAUAUGAAGAUCUGGAUACUGAAGCUAUUGAGCCAAAAUCCAUUUAUUUUAUUAAAUACCUCCACCACAAUCCAGGAGAACUUGGAAUUUCUCCAGAAGAAUGGUUUCACUGACCAUGAAGUUCUACAGCUGCUGUCUAAACUUAAAGGUUUUAUUUUUCAACUUACUCCUACUACUAUGCAGAAGAGUAUGCUUUUUUCCAAGAAUGUCUUUAAGUGCAGUGAUCAAGAAUUGAAACAGCUAGUGCUGAAAUGCCCAGCCCUUCUUUACUAUUCUGUUCCAGUUUUGGAAGAAAGACUUGAAGGACUACUGAAGGAAGGAAUUUCUGUAGCGCAGAUUAUAAAGACACCGAUGGUGCUGGAGUUGACAACGCAAAUUGUUCAGUACCGAAUUAAAAAACUCUCUGCUUUGGGAUAUGAUAUAAAGAGUGGAACGCUAGAAAGCUUGAAUGGUACUAAGAAAGAUUUUGAAGUCAAUUAUGGUAAGAUACAAUCAAAGAAGGAGAGACCAAUUUUUAAUCCUGUUGCUCCUAUAAGCAUUGAAGAUUAAUUUGAAUGCUGUCUUUUCAAUUAUGCAAAAGGAAGUUAUCAAAGAGAAAAGAGAUGUUGGUUCUUUGAGAAGAGCCAAAACAAAAGUAAUCUUAACCAGUUUGUAGUUUUACACUGUACUUUGUCCUGGAGUGGGUCUUAGGCAUAACUUCAUUGAACAGUUGUAGCUUUCUAAUGCUUUCAAAUAAUACCAUAGAACUUGGUUAUGGUAAAGGUUGCCUUUUUUUCCCAGGGAGUACCUCACACAUUUUUUUGGUUCUGUUACCUUUCCUUACCUAACAGGGCACUAACUGCUUUGGAUUUUCAGCUCCGUCACUGCACAGUCCACCCUGUGGUAGUGAUUAGUGCAAUCUUUAUUUGAGAAAGAGAAAAGGAGGGUUAUUCUUCCAGCAGUGUUCAUCAAUCCCCUGGUUCAGACUUUUGGAGACUCUUUUAGAGUUCCAUUCCUUAUUGCUACAGAAAGUAGCUCUAGCUCCCAGGUCCUGACCUUCAGCAGACUUGACUUCUUGUAUAGGAGAGCCUAGCUAGAGCACAGUCUGAGAACAGGGGCAGGACAUAUUUUUAUUUAGUGACUGCUACAAUGAGGCCCUAGGACAUUUGUGUACAAACCAUAAUGCAAAGAAACUACAAGACAACCUCCUUUACAUUUCUGAGACUUCAGAAUUUACUCCUUUUGCAAAAUCUUUGGGGCAGGAGGAAAUACAUUUGUUGCUACUGUCUAGUUUUCAAUUUCUUCUUUUCUAGCAAGGCUCAGGGAGAGAAAAGGUUAGGGAGAAACUCAAGUGAGUCUCAAAUGAUUGUAGGAGAAAGGAAAAAGUCAUGCUUUUAUAUUAGGUGUAACAAAACUCUGUCUGUAAACCACUGGUGAUUAAAAAUGACUUCCAGGUUUGCUAACAGCUGCCACAGCUUCUAAAUAUAUGGGUGACACUGCUUCUCAGAUAUCACCAUAUGGUAAUUGUUGACAAGUGCUGGCUUUCAAAAUAGUUACUAUCUGACAGUGCUGAAGUUCUGAGGGGAUUUUACUUAUUUUCAUUUAUGGGCUGUGAAUGGUAAUAUAAAAUAGUAGCAUCAUUGACUAUCACCUCAAUAGAAUUAGGAUCAUCGGUGGUUUUAUUUCUCAGACAGACUUUCCUAAGCAACUAUUCCAUACACAUUCCCUUUUGACAGCAGGAGAAAAAACAGUUGCACACCCCCUCCACACACACAGUCUAGGCCAUUCUUCAAGGUAAUUUUUAACAGACAAUUUGGCAGCAAGUCCAGGGUUCCUUUUCUUAAAGGGAAGUUUAAAAUUGCUGAGGAAAGCUGGUAUUGAAUUACUUGUUUAGAGGGUGGGCUGCAAGGUGAUGAUUUUAUACAGCCUGCCACAUGAUCUGCUGUGAGCUUGGAAAGGGCUAGAAACAUCUGGUUAGAGCAGUGCCAAGGUCUCAACAGCUGAAGGUCUUAAACUCACUGCCAUGCAGGUGAGUGCGGAUGUGACAGCAGCUUGUGGGGGUAAACACCGCUCUUGUAGGAGUAUGUGUGACAGUAGUGAGAAUUCAAGAAGGGGCACUUAUCACCAGCACAAUGAGGCUGUGUUACUAAGCCAUGUCUUUGCUGACUCUUCAAAACACAUUAUCAUUUCUGAAGAGGAAACUGGGAAGAAAACCAUAUUAAAAAUUCACAGGAACUUGCCUUUGUCACUUUUUGACUGUCCUUCAGUGCUCAGCUAUUAAGCGGACCACAGUAUUAUUUGAAUUCAAAAGCAUCCUUCCCCUCAGACACAAGGGGGCAUUUCAGCUCUCUGAAGCUAUUCAUAAUGCAAUCUCUAAUGCUGAACCACAGAACUCAUUGGUGGUUUAGGAUGAAAAGGAAACCAAGAUGCAGAACAGUGUUUUCCCUGAAAAUUUAG
Molecule: messenger RNA, 3138 nt
Organism: Gavia stellata (red-throated loon)
Lineage: Eukaryota; Metazoa; Chordata; Aves; Gaviiformes; Gaviidae
Gene: MTERF2
Product: mitochondrial transcription termination factor 2
Exons: 2
Coding region: 55-1251 (398 amino acids)
Biological process (GO): termination of mitochondrial transcription; regulation of DNA-templated transcription
Cellular component (GO): mitochondrial matrix
Molecular function (GO): double-stranded DNA binding
Source: RefSeq, a predicted model, not a curated record